Messenger RNA from Girardinichthys multiradiatus, 1345 nucleotides. RefSeq lists its product as uncharacterized. Bases 223 to 1104 code for a protein of 293 amino acids. NCBI's taxonomy places the organism in Eukaryota, Metazoa, Chordata, Actinopteri, Cyprinodontiformes, Goodeidae. The record is from RefSeq and is a predicted model, not a curated record. The transcript has 6 exons.
CGUUAGUCUUCCUUAGUCUAUCUGUUCUUGCUAGGUUUAAGUUUAUGCUGCGAUCCAGAAACCAGGACUGUUUUGUUCAUGAACUCUGUUGCCUGGAUCUCUGGUUAAACCUGCACUGGCAAUUGUUGUCAAGAAUUUCCAACUAUUGAAACAAAGGCUGUUUAUGUUGGAGAUCUUGUGAAGUUGGCAUGCUCACGCAGGUCUGCUGGAGAUAUAGUUUGGAUGAAGAUCAAUUCUGAAAAUACUCCUGAAAUUCUUGGACAAACUGAGAAUAUGUAUCGUCCUAUUAAAGUUUGGCAAGAUGUUGGAUUACUUGUUUUGCAGAUCAUGAAAGCCAGGCUAAUUGAUUCUGGAUUUUAUUUAUGUCAGAGAAACUAUAAAGGAAACAAGACGUUUUUAAAUCUAACAUACCUGAGAGUUAAAGACUCUGCUGUCACCACCGUCUCCACACCUGCUCCACCCCAGCUCCACAACUCUGUGACUCUCUAUUGUUCAGCCUUGCAUCACCCCCGAAAUAAAUCAUGUCCUGGAGAUGAGAAUUUGCUCUGUUUUAGAGCUGAAUCAAAUCAAACUCUUCCAGGUUUAAACUACACUGACAAUGAUGAGGAAGACAGAUUCAAAUUUAACUCUGAAGGAUGUUUCUACAGCUAUUUCAAGAACACCAGCUUGUCUGGUGCUCAGAUGUAUCACUGUGCUGUGGCAAAGCAUAACAAGAACCUGUCUGGAGGAAAAUCAAACCCUGUGGCAAAGCAUGACAAUAAUAUAUUUGGAGAAAAAUCAAACUCUGACACUAAAGGAAAUUCAAGUAAUUAUAAUACAGUUCUCUGUCUGCUGAGCGCUGCUUUGGCUAUCUGUCUGGUUGUUAUAGCCUUCCUCAUAUACUUCACCAUUCAAGUUAAUAAAAAGUUAAAUGAUUGUAGCAAUGCUACAGUUGCUCUGCAAGCACAUGAACCAAUGAAAGAAAAUCAAGAAGGUCAGAAGUUUCCACAAGAAGAAAAACCAGCAGAAAAAGGACUGGGGACGCAAUGUCUGAAGUACAAGAUGUCAUCUACACUGAAGUCAAUAUUCUUGUGCUCUAAAAAGGCUAAGCUAAUUGUUAUCUAAAGACCAAGUUUAAAAUGCACUUUAUUGUUUUUAGAAGACUAUAAUUUUAUAUAUAUAUAUAUAUAUAUAUAUAUAUAUAUAUAUAUAUAUAUAUGAAUAUUUUGCAUGUUUGUACUUUGAAACUCAUGGUAUUCUCUACUUAUUUGCUUAAAAGGAAGUUAAAGUUCUAUUAUGUGCCUCUCAAGUAGAUGCAUGUACAUUUACUAGCUCUUAGGUAAAAAACAUCAAUAAAAAGUAAUUU